CACAUCAGCUGAUCCACACCAGUGUGAAACCAUUCAGCUGUGAUCAGUGUGGACAGUCUUUUGCUCACAUCAGUAGCUUAAAAGAGUAAACAUUUGGGUAGGGCUUGAGGGUCGACACUCCAUACCAGUUGGUGGCGGUAACGCACCAUUUUAUUGUUUGCAAACCGCCAAUAAAACUGAAGAAGAAGAAGAAGCAGGGCAGCAGACGAAGAGGGAGGAGGAGUGUGCGUACUGUGCUCUUUGCUGUGUCUUUCCGCCGUUUUAAAAAUGGGCACUUUUUGAAGAACCCGCAUCAAAGUAUUGUGGAGAAGCGUCGUGUUAAAUCUAAUUGAUGAACGGCUUUUUGUGAGUUCUGACGAGGACAGCUGAAUGAUGUUGUUGGUGAGCUUGGAUUAAAUCAUCUCUAAACAAAGAACUUGUCCUCGUGGUGACUGACUUGGGGAGUGGAGGUCAGUGAGCCCAUUGUCUCUGCUGGUCCGACUCCAACUACAAAGCCGGCCCGCUCGCCCCCUCCUGAGUCUGAGAGGAGAUCCAGAGAGAAAGAAGUGAAAGCAGGCCAAAACCUGAGCACAUGGAUGACAUCAACCAAAAACAUCCAGCACCAGCAAGUAAAGAUGAGCCAGCGGCGAUCCCUGUGGAAAAGACUUUUCCUGCUAUGAAGCAGCCCAGAAGACGCAAGCGCGCCAACAGGGAGGAGAGAAGCUUGAGCUGUGAUCAGUGUGGAAAGACCUUUACUCAGAGAUGCAACUUAAAAUCACAUCAGCUCGUCCACACGAAAUUUAAAGCUUUCAACUGUGAUCUGUGUGGGAUGUCUUUUACUCACAGUAACAACUUAAAAAGACAUCAGCUGAUCCACACCGAUGUGAAACCAUUCAGCUGUGAUCAGUGUGGAAAGUCUUUUAUUCAGAAAUAUCAUUUAAAGAUACAUAAGCUGAUCCACAGCAGUGUGAAACCAUUCAGCUGUGGUGAGUGCGGAAAGUCUUUUAUUCAGAGUAACCGCUUAAAAGCACAUCAGCUCGUCCACAGUGAAGUUAAACCAUUCAGCUGUGAUCAGUGUGGAAACACCUUUACUCAGAGAUGCAGCUUAAAAGUACAUCAGCGCCUCCACACUGCAUUUAAAGCUUUAUGCUGUGAUCAGUGUGGGAAGUCUUUUACUCACAAAGGUCACUUAAAGAGACAUUAUAAGAUCCAUGUUGGAGGUAAAUCAUUUGUCUGUGAUCAGUGUGGAAAGUCUUUUCAUUAUAGAGAUCACUUAGAGAGACAUCAGGGCGUCCACAGUGAAGUUAAACCUUUCACCUGUGAUCAGUGUGGAAAGGCUUUUACUGAGAUUGGUAGAUUAAAAACACAUCAGCUCAUCCACAGUGGAGAGAAACCAUUCAGUUGUGAUCUGUGUGGAAAGUCUUUUACUCAGAUGGGCAAUUUAAAAGUACAUCAGCUUAUCCACAGUGGAGAUAAACCUCUCAGCUGUGAUCAGUGUGGAAAGGCUUUUGCUUACGUUGGUAACUUAAAAAGACAUCAGCUCAUCCACAGUGGAGAUAAACCUUUCAACUGUGAGCAGUGUGAACAGUCUUUUACUCACAUUGCUGCCUUGAAAUCACAUCAGCUCACCCACUCUGGUACUAAACAAUUUGUAUGUGGUGACUGUGGAAAGGCUUUUACUCACAUGAAUGGCUUAAAAUCACAUCAGCUCAUCCACUCUGGUGCUAAACAAUUUGUAUGUGGUCAGUGUGGAAAGGCUUUUACUUACAUGACUGGCUUAAAAUCACAUCAGCUCAUCCACAGUGGAGAUAAACCUUUCAGCUGUGAGCAGUGUGGAGAGUCUUUUACACACAUUGCUGCCUUGAAAUCACAUCAGCUCACCCACUCUGGUACUAAACAAUUUGUAUGUGGUGACUGUGGAAAGGCUUUUACUCACAUGACUGGCUUAAAAUCACAUCAGCUCAUCCACUCUGGUGCUAAACAAUUUGUAUGUGGUCAGUGUGGAAAGGCUUUUACUUACAUGACUGGCUUAAAAUCACAUCAGCUCACCCACUCUGGAGUUAAAUCAUUUGUAUGUGGUCAGUGUGGAAAGUCUUUCAUCCAUAAAACAAAUCUAUUGAGGCAUCAGAAAACCCACAAAGUGUCCUCCUCUGACAAGGUGAUAGUUUAUUAAAUUUUAAUGAAAUGUGCAGAUUGUUUUGGUGAAGUUUAAUAAACUCCUUGCUAUCUAAAAUAUA
Molecule: messenger RNA, 2216 nt
Organism: Maylandia zebra (zebra mbuna)
Lineage: Eukaryota; Metazoa; Chordata; Actinopteri; Cichliformes; Cichlidae
Biological process (GO): regulation of transcription by RNA polymerase II
Cellular component (GO): nucleus
Molecular function (GO): RNA polymerase II cis-regulatory region sequence-specific DNA binding; DNA-binding transcription activator activity, RNA polymerase II-specific
Source: RefSeq, a predicted model, not a curated record